Sorghum bicolor (sorghum) is the source of this 1738-nucleotide messenger RNA. Its product is annotated as putative GPI-anchor transamidase. Gene Ontology annotation, molecular function: GPI-anchor transamidase activity. NCBI's taxonomy places the organism in Eukaryota, Viridiplantae, Streptophyta, Magnoliopsida, Poales, Poaceae. Gene Ontology annotation, biological process: proteolysis; attachment of GPI anchor to protein; protein localization to cell surface. Gene Ontology annotation, cellular component: GPI-anchor transamidase complex. The transcript is spliced from 10 exons. The record is from RefSeq and is a predicted model, not a curated record. Bases 16 to 1506 code for a protein of 496 amino acids.
UGCUGCCUGCCGAGGAUGAGACGCUCCACGCCUCCUUCUCAACACGGGCCGCUCGCGCUCCUUCUACCAGCCCGUUUUGGUGAUUUACUUACUCAAGGCCCAUUCCCUGUUUCCGGUCCUCUUGGAGUUGGGCCGGCCUUCUUCCCACCUCCCGGCCGGAUCCGCCGCGCAGUUCCACCAGUUUCGCCUCCCGUCGCCGGCCCCGGCGAGCUCCGCCUCCUUGAUCUCCCCCGACCAGACCAGCAGCUUCCCCACUCCCCAGCCUCGCACGCCGUCCCCUUCGCCGGCGCCGUCAUGGCGUUCGGCAGACGGAGCCCCGGGUCCUCGCGGCACCGUCCCGCGCUCACCAUCGUCUCGGCGCUACUCCUCGCCUUCCUCUCCUCCGCCGCCGCCGCCGCGGCGGCGUCGUCGUCCACCGACGCGAUGCACAACAACAACUGGGCCGUGCUCGUGUGCACCUCCCGCUUCUGGUUUAAUUAUCGACACAUGGCAAAUACAUUGUCCCUUUACAGGACUGUUAAGAGAUUAGGAAUACCUGAUGAGCGAAUCAUACUUAUGUUGGCGGACGAUAUGGCCUGUAACCCUAGGAACAGCUAUCCUGCCCAAGUUUUCAAUAAUGAGAACCACCAGCUAAAUCUCUAUGGUGACAAUGUUGAGGUCGAUUAUCGAGGGUAUGAGGUGACAGUUGAAAAUUUCUUGAGAGUUUUGACAGGCCGACACGAAAGUGCUGUACCAAGAUCGAAGCGUCUCCUUAGUGAUGAAGGAAGUCAUAUACUUUUGUACAUGACUGGACAUGGUGGUGAUGAAUUUUUGAAGUUCCAAGAUUCUGAAGAGCUUCAGAGCCAUGACUUAGCAGAUGCUGUGAAGCAAAUGAAAGAGAAACAUAGAUUUAAAGAGCUGCUGAUAAUGGUAGAUACCUGCCAAGCUGCUACUCUCUUUUCGCAGCUUCAAUCACCUGGUGUUCUGGCGAUUGGUAGUAGCAUGAAGGGUGAAAACUCUUAUUCUCACCAUCUUGAUUCAGAUAUAGGUGUUUCUGUUGUGGAUAGGUUUACCUAUUAUACACUUGCUUUCUUUGAGAAACUGAACAUGUAUAGCAAUGCCUCACUGAACAGUCUUUUCACCUCAUACAAUCCUUCCAUGCUGAUGUCUACUGCGUAUUAUCGAAUGGAUCUUUAUGAGCGUCCCUUAAAUGAGGUGCCUGUGACAAAUUUCUUUGGAUCAGUCAUGAAGACUCUCCACACAGAUUCAGCCUACACAGGUUUCUUGGCUGCACAUGACAAUGAAACUCCCAUGGACAUCGGAGAUAAUCUAGAUGAUCAGUUCAUGUUAAAGGAUAGAGCUACCGCAAGAAGAUCAAACAUAGAAAAGGAGGCACAAUUAACGCCACAUGGAUGGACUGAAGUGCUGCUUGAACAGCUGGAGGGAAGGAAUACUGAUACUGUUGUGAUAUAUGGUCUGGGUGCUAUGGGUAUAUUGUUGGCACUUUCAACUUGGUUAUCAAUGUAGGCACUAAAAAGAGUUCUGUUCACACACUAUCCAAGAAUAACCCCCUCGCGACAGCCAGACAAAAAAAAAGAAUAUGGUUGUGAUUUUUUCUUUGUCUUGGUUUUUAGAUUAAUUGAGUAGAGUUCUCUACAAAUUGCUGUAUGUAGUUCUUUGGAAAUUACUAUAUUAUUACUCUGUUAACAUGAUUUUUUUGGGAAUGAUUUGUGUAUCACAUAUCUCCAUGGUUGUUUUU